Messenger RNA from Magnolia sinica, 1872 nucleotides. RefSeq names its product protein LIGHT-DEPENDENT SHORT HYPOCOTYLS 10-like. Gene Ontology annotation, biological process: mRNA transcription; response to light stimulus. The transcript has 2 exons. The record is from RefSeq and is a predicted model, not a curated record. The coding region runs from base 178 to 714 and encodes 178 amino acids. Lineage: Eukaryota; Viridiplantae; Streptophyta; Magnoliopsida; Magnoliales; Magnoliaceae. Gene Ontology annotation, cellular component: nucleus.
GGAAAGUUAAAAACAAAAGCAAGAGAGGGAGAAAAAGAGGAAGAAAAGCACCUAGGAAGGGCCAUGGCAUGUCACCUCAAUAAGACUCAGAUGUGAUUUCCAUCUUCCUCCAUUGAACUCCACUUCCCUUUCCUCCAUUUCCUUUAAUUGCCCUCUCCUUCACAAGAAAUUAACCAUAUGAAUCCAUCGUCGAUGGCAGGGGGGUCUGGAGAAGGAUCAUCACGGCCUGCCGAAGAGCAGCGACCGGUGCAACCAUCAGUUCAGCUAAGCCGCUACGAGUCGCAAAAACGGAGGGACUGGAAUACUUUCGGCCAAUACUUGAAGAAUCAAAGGCCCCCAGUUCCACUGGCCCAGUGUAACUGUGCCCACGUACUUGAAUUCCUUCGGUAUCUCGACCAAUUUGGAAAGACUAAGGUUCACUUGCAUGGAUGUGCCUUCUUUGGGCAAUCGGAGCCACCGGCGCCUUGUACUUGCCCACUUAAACAAGCUUGGGGCAGCCUCGAUGCGCUUAUCGGCCGCCUCCGCGCUGCUUAUGAAGAGAACGGUGGGUCGCCGGAGACAAACCCAUUUGGUGGAGGCCAAAUCCGUGUCUAUCUGCGUGAGGUGAAGGACUCCCAGGCUAAGGCGCGUGGGAUCCCUUAUAAGAAGAAGAAAAAGAGGGUCCGACGCAGCAUCAGUGAGGAAGAUCGCAAGCCCAUCGUGCAGUCCUCUUGAGUUCCUUCACCGUCACCAGAAAAUGAACUGCAAGAAAAAGUGGCUGGUUCCUAUACAACGUUUAGGUUAAAUAAAGUCUACAAAACUUGGUAUGUGGGACCAUCAUGAUGGGUGCAAUAUGUAUCUUAUCCCACCAGUUCGACCAGGGCUCCUCAUCAUGAAAGCGGGCUUAAGGAGGAUGACCAAAUGUCAAGCUGAUCGAUGUGGACUACCAAAUGAAUUUGAGGUUUGUUGGGCCAUUGUUAUUAGUUUUAUGUGCCGUGGAAAGUAGUGAUAACUAUGAUCAUGAACCUAAAUGAUCGCCUAUAUUUGGAAUAUAUUAUAAUGCUAUAUUUAAUGAGUGAGAACUUUAUAAUCUAUUUUAUUAUCACAAGGAUUGAAGAGAGGGAUUCCUCUAUAUGUCCAUAGGGAGUACGAGACCCGAAAUAAUGACUCCUAGUUGUUAGAGAGUUAUGGUCCAUAGUUCCCAAGUACCUUAAACGUUCAUGACCAUCUCAGCAAGGCUAGGGAUCAUGUAAUCAUGUCUUAUGGUCAUCUUGCAUGAUGGGAACCAAUUAUAAAUUGGGAUAGACAUUUCCACAUUUGACAUCUUAUGCAUUUGCCCUACCUUAUAUCAGUGUGGGCGUUCCUUAUAUUUGUAGGUGUUUGUGUUUAGGCCUAAUAGGAUACUUACACUAGAGUAUUGCAUUAAGUCUUUGGUCUACGAGGCCCAUCAUGUUACGAUCAUAAUGAUUUGAUCAUAUAUUAACUUUUAAUCCUUUGAACUGAGGAUAUAUGGGGAUUUCGAGGUUUUUAGAGUUGUGUGCCUUAAAUCACUUUACAAGGUUACAAAUGUAACUGAGAUACAUAUACGGUUGGAUGCAUGCAUUUAAAAUAUGGUUGAAGCCUGUAUGUUCUAAUAUAGGAUCCAAUGUUUUGAAAGAGACAUCUUAGUGGCUUAAAUCUUGGUGAUUGAACUAUUCAUCCGGUUGUUUUUAGUGGGGCCCAAUACUUAAAUGAUUUUAAAUGUGUUUGAAAGUUUUUAAAUGUUGAUAUUUUAUUUUCACUAUUAAAAAUAGUUUUAUUGAACUUUGUGGAUACCUGGCAGUUUAGAUGCUAAGAUCCAUCCAGUGGGCUUAUAUGAGAUUUAGGGGCCAAUGAUGGAAGCCAUUAUUAAUG